This is a messenger RNA of Peromyscus maniculatus bairdii (prairie deer mouse), 1276 nucleotides long. The record is from RefSeq and is a predicted model, not a curated record. Lineage: Eukaryota; Metazoa; Chordata; Mammalia; Rodentia; Cricetidae.
AGUGGACACGGGUUCCCCCCUAGAGCUGAAGAUGGCAGUGAAUGUGUACUUGACAUCAGUCACCAAUGAUACUCAAAGUCAAAAUGACAUGCUGGCUUGGAUCAAUGAAUCUCUGCAGUUGAAUCUGACAAAGAUAGAACAGUUGUGUUCAGAGUCUGCAUACUGUCAGUUUAUGGACAUGCUCUUCCCUGGCUCCAUUGCUUUGAAGAAAGUGAAAUUCCAAGCUAAGCUAGAACAUGAGUACAUCCAGAACUUCAAAACACUCCAAGCAGGUUUCAAGAGGAAGGGUGUUGACAAAAUAAUUCCUGUGGAUAAAUUAGUAAAAGGAAACUUUCAGGACAAUUUUGAAUUUGUUCAGUGGUUCAAGAAGUUUUUUGAUGCAAAUUAUGAUGGAAAAGAAUAUGACCCUGUAGCUGCCAGACAAGGUCAAGAAACUGCAGUGGCUCCUUCUCUUGUUGCUCCAGCUCGGAGUAAACCAAAGAGACCUCUCAGCUCUGGCAGUGCAGCUCCCCAGAGACCCAUUGCAACAUAGAGAACUACUGUAGCUCCUAAGGCUGGUCCAGGGAUGGUGCGAAAGAAUCCUGGUGUGGGCAAUGGAGAUGACGAAGUGGCUGAAUUGAUGCAGCAGGUCAAAGUAUUGAAGCUUACUGUUGAAGACUUGGAGAAAGAGAGAGACUUAUACUUUGGAAAGCUAAGAAACAUUGAAUUGAUUUGCCAAGAGAAUGAAGGGGGAAAUGAUCCUGUACUGCAGAGGAUUGCGUGUGCCACCAACGCCCGGCUCGUAGAUAUUCUUUAUGCCGCAGAUGAAGGCUUUGUGAUACCUGAUGAAGGGGGCCCACAGGAGGAACAAGAAGAGUAUUAAGCAGCCUGGACCCGCAGAGCAACAUCUGAAUUCUUCACUCCAAAUCAUGUGCUUAACUGUUAAAUAGUCCCUUUUAUUAUUCUUAGAGGAUUCACUGGUUUCUUUUCAUAAGCAAAAAGUACCUCUUCUUCAAAGUGCACUUUGCAGAAGUCUCUUUCUGGUGAGUUUGAGUUAGAAGCUGUUGCCUUGUAGCAGAGCAGUAUUUACAUCUAGUUGGUUCGCCAGGGGAACAGAGAGACCAACCAUGGGGCCCUUCAUGUGGAUGCUGGUCACACUGACUGAUGGAGAAGGGGGUUUUGUAACACAUUGAGGUGACAACCUCAGAGAAAUGUAAAGACUGAAAUGAAUUUUAAGCUAAUGUGAAAUUCUGGCAGAGAACGUUUUAAUAAAUAAAUGCCUUAAGAGUAUUUAAAA